This is a messenger RNA of Malaya genurostris, 3553 nucleotides long. Its product is annotated as zinc finger protein sens. The record is from RefSeq and is a predicted model, not a curated record. Gene Ontology annotation, cellular component: nucleus. NCBI's taxonomy places the organism in Eukaryota, Metazoa, Arthropoda, Insecta, Diptera, Culicidae. The transcript is spliced from 6 exons. The coding region runs from base 484 to 2112 and encodes 542 amino acids.
CCACUCUUGGGAUCAGUCAGGUGCGAAGCACCCAAUCGAGCGGACGCUUUUUUGUUUACCUUCCGAACUUCGAUCAAACUAAGGGUUAGACAUUUUUCGAAAUUCGAAAAUCUUCGGUCGGAUUGUUGGUAGUUCUGCGCCCUAGAGCCGGUAAUUUAUUGACGUGAUUGUGAUUGAGGAUGUCACGUGAUAUUCUGAAAUGGUGCUAACCCAAGUGAUUCUAGCCUAUUGAUUCUAGGCCGUGGAUUGUGAAACAAAGUACGAAUGAUCGGUGAACUAGAAAGUCCUUGUGGACAAUAAAACCAUAUAAACUGAUUGUGGAAGUGCCCGAGUGGAAACCAAGAUUGGGAUUAUCGCGACAGGAAAUUAAAACAUUCUACCACUCUAUACCGAAAAGGACACCCGCAGCAGCAUUUGUCUUAUAUUUUGUGAUAGCCAACUCAGCUGAGGGAUCCUUUUCGGCCGACAGUUGCUGGGUUCAAGAUGGCACACCUAUCACCACCUCCAUCGCCACCGGUUUUGGCAAGCCAAAUGCCGGCCAACCCACUGGAACUGAAUGCUUCCUCAACAAAUCUGAUGCAGCGAGCGUCAGCGUUCAGUUCCGUGUUGGGACAGAAAUGGAGUGCACGAGAUCUUCCCCUGCUUUACAACCCACUGUUCUAUUCGGGAGCGGCAUUCCUAUGGCCACAGUUCCUGCUGCCUCAGCAGCCCAUCACACCUAUCUCGCCGAAUUUGGUUAGUUCCAGAGACUACACUUUAACUCCGGAGAAGGAAGAAAUCAUCGACGAGGAUAUGCCACUGAAUUUGUCGAUGAAACCAUCCGCGUCAACACCAAAUUCUCGAUCGGUGGCGGCGGCAGCCGCAGCCGCUUCUCUGGCCCACUCCAUCCAUAUUUGGUCACCGGCCAGCAUGUGCGAGAAGGAAACCACGGACGAUUCUCAAAGUAAUAUUGACAUCGAAAAUGACAACGACGGCGACUCGUCUAGCGGUGGCGAGCUGCAGAUCGAUGAGUCUUUCGAACAGCAUCGACAUCGGCAGCAGCUGAUGGAGAGCCAAAAGGCUCGCAUCCUAACAGAAUAUAACAAUUUACUGCUAAACAGUGGCGCUGCCAGUGGGAAAAAUGAGCGGAACUACUUCAACUAUAGUAAGAUCAGCAAGGGUUACUUUACUCAUUUGCAGCAACAGCAGAAGAACCUGGAGAUUCUCAGACAGAAUCGUACGGAUGUGUUUGUAGUGAACAAUAAUGACAGCAAUAGCAGUAAUAAUAACAAUAACAACAGGGACGGUGUGAAGAAUAACAAUGUCAGUGCGUUCAGUGAUAGUAGUGCUAGUGUUGAGUUCCGGAUUAAGAACGAGAUCACGAGACCAGAUUCGACCGGGCACAGUGACGGUUAUGUGUUCAAGCGAGAGCCCGGUCAUGGACUGGCUGGAAGUGAGGAGAAAAAACCGGCCCGACUGUAUCAGUGCAAACAGUGCGGUAAAACCUUCAAACGCUCCAGCACGCUAUCUACUCAUCUGCUGAUCCACAGCGACACCCGGCCGUACCCGUGCCAGUAUUGUGGCAAGCGGUUCCACCAAAAAUCCGAUAUGAAGAAACAUACGUACAUCCACACCGGUGAAAAACCGCACAAAUGCGUUGUCUGUCUGAAAGCAUUCAGUCAGAGCUCGAAUCUGAUCACCCACAUGCGCAAGCACUCCGGCUACAAACCCUUCUCAUGCGGGCUCUGCGAGAAGGCCUUUCAGCGGAAGGUGGAUCUGCGGCGUCAUCGCGAGGGGCAACACAGUGACCUCGUGGGCGGGGGGCAAACGCUUCUGCCGUCGGCAGAGGAUUACAAACCCGUCAUUGUUACCGUGGAUAACUGUUCCACCGUUACCCUGGGUGCUAACUCUUCUGCGACGAAUCACACCGAUAUGGGCAGCCCCGGGCGCGAUUCACCAAGCUCAGCCACCGUUGCGGCAGUUGCUGCAGCAGCAGCCGCCGCCGCCGCUGCCUCAGCCACCAGUACUGGGUUCCAUCGUCACCAUCAAGAGCACCAACACCAUCAGAAUUAUAACCAACAUCACCGUCACCACGCGGAAAUUAAAAUGGAAGUUAGCAGCAGUUGUUCUUGAUUUUGUCCGAGUUGGGCCCUCUCUGCGGUGUCGAUUUAGUUUAUAUUUAUGUUGUAUUUUUCAAACCCCAGCCUACUGACGAUUAAAAAAAAACGCUGAGGGCAUGAUUACCUAUCAAGCGAGUCGAAAAGGAACACACGAACAACAACAGAUGUUGCUCAAUUAGGACGCUUCUUCUUUAGGGUUGUUAAAAUUGCAACCAAACAACAGAAAUAACUAUCGCCUGCUGCUGUUGUUUCUGUUGUUUUUGUAAAGCCGUUGCUGCCACACGCGUCAGAUGACGUUUCGGCUCUUCUGGUUUACUUUUGCGGCUACGUCCGUAGCUUGUCGGAGUAUACAUAAUUUAUUAUAAGAAACCGCAAUCAAUGGGAUUGCCAAUGGUGUGAAAAAUCAAUUGUAGUACUGAUGCUUCUGAAUUAUCAGUUACGAAAUCCUACGAACCUGUACAGCCUAGUAGUACUAUUCAAUCGAGUUACAGACGUACUGUUCUUAAAAUGUAAGUGAUUUUAAGCAUUUUUGCUUAAGAGAAUGUUUCGAUCUAGUUCAGCCAAAAUUAUUUUUGGCUAUUCCUUACGAAAAGCGAAGCUUCGAAAACCAAAACUUGAGUGUUAGCAUUUAAUCAUUUCCUAGUUUGUAAAUACCGAUAAGUUAUUGCGAAUGUACUUUGCAACCCAAUUUAAACUACUGUCUAGUCUUCUGUGAAACAAUUAAGAAACCCUUUAAGUAUCUAAUAGCUGGAAGGGGUUCCGAAUUGAAGGGGAAACGAAAGGCGCUUUUGUUACCGAAAACAUGUCAGAAGGGGCCGUUCCUCCUGGUUAGUUCUAUUUAGUCUAACAAACGAUCUUAUGGGACACCACGGCAUGACACGCCCUAAAACUACAAGCACACACUCACACACACGUUAGUCAUGAAUAGAGUUCUUACUUUUAUUCACAAACAGCUACUGAACCAAAGACUCUAUGCGUAAACAAGAAAAUCGAAGGCACUUUUGUAAUUGUAUACUUGAACUGCUGCUAUUCUGCUUUUCGUCUCCUACUGUACUUAUGUCCUGUACCCUGUAACCCCCAUUGUCCUUAUUAGGUAGUGAAUCCGUCCAUGAAUUAGUCAUACUUCCUUCCUAGUAUGAAGCAAAAAUUAUCUUUCUAUUUGUUAUUUAGUCUUUAGUGAUCAAAAAAUAUGUCUACAAAAUCAGCUGAAAUGAAGAUAAUCCAAAAACCGAGUAAAUUGUAGGUAUUAAGUUUUAUUUUAUGCUGUAAUCAAUUGUUAGCUCACUAGUAACUUAUGUUAGUCAAAUAUUUUAUGUACAUAAAGGUAAUUUAGAAAAUAUGAGCUUCAUUUACUAGCAUAUGCAGUAUGUACUACUAUUUUUAUUAUAUUCGAAAAUGUUAGAUUUUACGUUCACAACAGCAACUCCCAGUAGCCGAUCGUUGUAUAUUUUUGA